GUGAACAGAGGGACUAAGCUAGCAAGGAAGGAGUAACUUUAAGCCUUGAGAAAAGCCCUCCAACUCUACCAUGACUCUCACUGAGAUUAUCUUCAUCUUGACCGGGACUUGCGCCGUCCUGUUUUUUGGAGGGAAACUAGUAUGCCUUGUUAUGGUGCUUGCCCCGAAGCUCUACUAUCCUCUUCCUGACUCUUUUUUCACCUCUCUGGGGAAAUGGGCAGUGGUCACUGGAGGUUCAGAUGGAAUAGGCAGAGCUUAUGCACAAGAGCUAUCUAAACAUGGUAUGAAUGUGGUCAUUAUCAGCAGAAAUCAAGGGAAGCUUGACAGAGCAGCCAGGAAGAUUGAGCUCACUACAGGAGGGGAAGUCAAAACAAUAGCUGCUGACUUCAGCAAGGAUGAUAUAUAUGGACACAUUAAGGAAAACAUUGAGGGUUUGGAUAUUGGUAUUUUAGUCAACAAUGUUGGGAUUCUGCCCAAUCAAAUACCCUGCAAGCUGCUUGAAACAGCUGAUUUGGAAGAGAGAAUACAUGCUGUAAUCAACUGCAAUGUGAAAGCCAUGGUUAAGAUGUGCAGAAUUGUGCUACCAGGAAUGCAGGAAAAAGGAAGGGGAGUCAUUCUGAAUGUGUCCUCUGGGAUAGCCAAAAUACCGUGCCCCAUAUAUACCUUGUAUGCAGCAUCUAAGGUUUUUGGCGAAAGAUUUUCACAGGGUCUUCAAGCUGAAUAUAAAUCCAAGGGGAUAAUCAUUCAGACAGUAGCUCCAUUCGGAGUUUCGACAUCAAUGACAGGAUACCAGAAUCCAGACAUGGUCACAUUCACAGCUGAGGAGUUUGUGAGAAGCUCACUAAAGUAUCUGAAGGCUGGUGACCAAACUUGUGGUAGCAUCACUCAUACCAUACUGGGUUGGAUCGUGCAGGCCAUUCCCAUCUGGGUCCUACAGAGUGAAGCGUUUCAGCAUCACUUUAAGGAAUAUGUGAAGGAGAGGAUCAAAGGCUGAGAGUUUUCAUUCUCUCAUGUAUAUAGCUGCUGAUUUGCAAGUACUAAAUAUACCUAAAUUGUGUAUUAAUGAUCAUGUUUGUUAACACUAAUUAUGACAGCCAGGGAGAGGAAGAAAAAAGUAAACAGACCUCUGUUUGUUUGUGGUCCUUCAAAAUAUGCUGUAUCAGAUUUGAUAAUGGAAUUUAAUUAUCAUUAAUAAGGUUGUUUCAUAAUCAUAUCAAUAGACCUUAGAGACUCUGGGAGAGACAAUUAACAGACAGACUGUCUCCCAAAUGUCAAAUGAUAGAGAUGAAGAGAGAUAUGUUACCUUGUUUUGUUUUUAAUUUUUGGUCUAAAUUUUCAGAUUGGGAAAUGUUUGCUCUUAUUUAAAAACAUUUUAAAAUCAUGUUUUUAUCAGCAAGCAACAUAUCUACAGAACACUUCCACAGAUAUUCAGCACCACACAGUGGUUAAAUGUACUUCCACAUGAGGCACUUUAAAUGGAAGAGUUCAGCCAUAAAUUAAAAUUCUCUCAUCGUUUACUCUCUCUCAUACCAUCCUAGAUAUGACUUUUUUUAUUCUGAAGUACACAAAUUAAUAUUUUUUUUAUAAUAUCUCAGCUUUUUAGGUCCUUACAUACUGUACAAUACAGUAAUGCAAGUGAAUAGUGACCAAAACUUUGAAGCUCCAAAAAGCACAUAAAGGCAGAAUGAAAUUAAUUCAAGACACCAGUGGUUUAAUCCAUGUCUACUAAAGCUAUCUAAUCUGUUUUGGGUAAAAUAGACUAAAAUAUACCUCUUUUUUCACUGUACAUCUUGCCCUUGUAGACUUUAGGCACGAUUAUGAUUUCAAUCUCGAUUACACAUCCUAGUGCUUGACGCAUGGGCAGAGCGCUAGAUGGCGCUAGAAAGCUUAAAAUCAUGAUUGCCAAGGAUACUGCUGAUGUCAAGAUUUACAGUGAAAAAGGAGUUAUAUUUUGGUCUGUUCUCUUAAAUCGAUUGGAUUGCUUCAGAAGUCACAUGGAUACUUUUAUGCUGCCUUUGUGCUUUUUAGAGCUUCAAAGUUUUGAUCACCAUUCACGUGCAUUGUAUGGACCUUCAGAGCUAAAAUGUUCUUCUAAAAAUCUUUGUGUUCUGCUGAAGAAAGAAAGUCAAACAUAUCUGAGAUGGCAAGAGGGUGAGUAAAUGAGAGAAUUUUCAUUUUUGGGUGAACUAUUCCUUUAAAGCAAUUGGUGUCAGCCAAUUUUAAAUGACGUAUGCGUUGUUUUUGUGCAAUUUCCUUUUUAAAAUUGUAUUUAAUAGGCUGCUCUGUUAUUUGUGUUUAUUGCAAAUUACGAACAUGUCUACAUCUUUGUGUAAAGACUCUGUACCAGUGUCGUUGCACUAAUUACUUUUAAUCUUACUUACAUUAAAAGAAAUCUGUUUUACCAAGGACAGAA
This is a messenger RNA of Myxocyprinus asiaticus (Chinese sucker), 2413 nucleotides long. Its product is annotated as 17-beta-hydroxysteroid dehydrogenase type 3-like. Lineage: Eukaryota; Metazoa; Chordata; Actinopteri; Cypriniformes; Catostomidae. The transcript has 11 exons. Gene Ontology annotation, molecular function: testosterone dehydrogenase (NADP+) activity. The record is from RefSeq and is a predicted model, not a curated record. Bases 71 to 994 code for a protein of 307 amino acids. Gene Ontology annotation, cellular component: endoplasmic reticulum.